This is a messenger RNA of Nezara viridula (southern green stink bug), 117 nucleotides long. The record is from the annotation of a GenBank genome assembly. Lineage: Eukaryota; Metazoa; Arthropoda; Insecta; Hemiptera; Pentatomidae.
AUGUACUUCCUAACAAUGCACCAAACCCAAGACCCUUCAAGAAUUGUAAGUUUGAAUCGAAAAAAUCGAGCAUGUGGUCAAGAAAACUUCUCUGCGUCUGUUAAUUGCUCAUGCUAG